Messenger RNA from Lingula anatina, 2540 nucleotides. RefSeq names its product scavenger receptor cysteine-rich domain-containing protein DMBT1-like. Gene Ontology annotation, biological process: peptidyl-lysine oxidation. NCBI's taxonomy places the organism in Eukaryota, Metazoa, Brachiopoda, Lingulata, Lingulida, Lingulidae. Gene Ontology annotation, cellular component: membrane. Gene Ontology annotation, molecular function: protein-lysine 6-oxidase activity; protein binding. The record is from RefSeq and is a predicted model, not a curated record.
AUUAUUAUUAUUAUUAUUAUUAUUAUUAUUAUUAUUAUACAGAAGAAACCACUGCGGCAGAAGGAAUUACAACAACAGUGGCGCCUGAAUCAACUACAUACGACCCCUGUUUCCAAAACCCCUGUCAGUAUGGCGGUACAUGUGUACGUACCAGCAGUUACUAUUGGCCGUACACUGGCUACAGAUGUAACUGUCCUUACUACCGUACUGGGCAAAAAUGCGAGUACGGUGCUUAUGGAUACCAAGAAACCACGGCGGCAAACGAAAUCACAACUGAAAUGCCGGAAGCAACAACAUACGACCCCUGUUCCCAAAACCCCUGCCAAUAUGGCGGUACAUGUAUACGUACCAACAGUUACUAUUGGCCAUACACUGGCUACAGAUGUAACUGUCCUUACUACCGUACUGGGCAAAAAUGCGAAAACAACAGAAAUCCCCAAUUUGUCGACAGAAGAAUAUGUCACCGUCCCAGUUCGUUUAGUUGGAGGCUACAGCAACAGAGAGGGACGUGUGGAGGUGUACUUCAAUGGCCGCUGGGGCACUGUGUGUGAUGACGGAUUUGACGAUAGAGAUGCCGCAGUCAUAUGCCGCAUGCUUGGAUUUGGUGACCAGAAUGUAGAAGGAUAUGAAAGCGCGUGCUUUGGUGCUGGCAGCGGACAGAUAUGGUUGGAUAACCUAGAUUGUGUAGGAACAGAAAUGUCUAUUACCCAGUGUAACCAUUAUGGGUGGGGACAACACAACUGUGGACAUGGAGAAGACAUCAGUGUAUCAUGUGGAUCUCCAUAUCAGAGGAGUUGUAGAAAAGUCCCACACUUUUGCAACGCCCAGGCAGACAUAAUUUUUAUCUUGGACGGGUCUGGUAGCGUCGACUCACCCGACUUUGCCAAACAACUACAAUUCGUCAAGUCUUUGGUGAGGAAAUUCGACGUUGGACCAAACGCGGUACAGGUCGGCGUUCUGCAGUACUCAGACUACGCGGUGCAAGAGCUCAACCUUAACACUCACAGCACCGAGGCCGCCAUCCUAGCCGCCGUGGACAGGAUCAGGCAGAUGGGAGACGGUACUGACACAGCCCUAGCUCUCUCCACCGCCCGCACCAGCAGUUUCACGGCUGCUAGAGGCGAUCGGCCAAACGUACCGAACCUCGUUAUCGUCAUGACCGACGGUAGGUCUAAUGACAUGGCGGCGACCGCCAGAGAAGCAAACAAGCUGCGUAAUAUUGCGUCUGUGUUCGCAAUUGGUGUUGGGAGUAAUGUUAAUACUGCCGAGCUGAAGGCCAUGGCUACCGACCCGGAUAGCAAAUUCGUGUUUACUGUGACAGACUUCAGUGCCCUGUCAAAUAUAGAGACACAGUUAGCCACGGAUGCUUGUGCACAGGCUACUGCCGCACCGCCAGUGAACCCCAAUGUUUCCGUGAAUUGUGACUCGACAAAGGGUAUGACUGUGACGGUGGACGUAAAUGACAUCCAGUCUCGUCUUGGUCCAAUGACCUUGACAUUGGAUGACAUCAAGUGUGUUCCUGACCAAUACCUUGGCGGCAACGCAAUAUUCCAUGUGACCCUUGCCACUCAAAUGUGUGGAACCCGCAGACUGGAAACCAGGGAUACGUUCAUCUACAGAAACGCCCUCAUCCUCCGUCCGUACAGUAACUUCCUCAUCAACCGCCAGCUGCACUACAGGUACACAGUGGAGUGUGUGCUGUCGAGAUAUGGUAGCGUAGGAGAGGAAUUCGUCGCUGAGGGCACAGUGUACGGCAACCUAGUAUAUGUUGCUAACGGUAACUUCACCCUGAGGAUGGACCUGUUCCAUUCCGAUUACUUCACCUACCCCGUGACCAGCUAUCCCCACGUGGUCAGACUUAACCAGGACAUGUAUGUGGACGUGGCUUUACUGACACUGGACGUUAAUCUUAAGGUGGUCCUACAGAACUGCGUGGCGACACCGAAGGCUGCGAAGGGUUAUCCACAAUACGCUCUCAUUAGCAACAAAUGCCCAGACGACCCUACGGUACGCUUCUAUCCCUCUAACGACACGCAUGCGCAGUUUGCUGUCAAGGCCUUCGAGUUCUUCAACGAUCCAGAGGUGUACAUCCACUGUGACGUUAUCGUGUGUAACGCCACUGACCGGGACAGUAGGUGUCUGCGGCCCAGUGAAGGGUAUGCUUGUCCACAAAAUGGCGGCAGGGGGAAGAGAGCGGUACCUGGUGACGUAGAGGUGUACAGCCUGGUGCAGGGACCCGUGUUCGUCCAGAAAGAGAACCCCGUAGCAGAGUUUGCCGUAAAAGACGAGGGGAAGAAUAAGGAGGACGGCGAGGAAGGUGCCCAGGCACCGGCUGCCACUACACUUGGAGCUGGUGUCAUGGCUGUCAGCGCAUGCGUUGUUGUCAUAGCAGCAGUGAUCGUAACGCGCAAGCGCAGAUCAUCCAAUACUGAUUACAUUCCAGUCAGAACCGAUGAAAUUUGAAUUCCAUUGCAUUAGUUGUGCUACGUUGUCACCGGCUUUGUAGACGUAAAUGUAUUAUUAUUAUUGUUAUUAUUUUU